AAACACAAGAAAUAAGCGGGAAUUUUUAUUUGAGUUUUGAAUGGCCACUUCUUCACUUACCCUUUUGAUUGAAAGUAUUUGCGGUAUAAUUGCAAAAUUAAAUUUUUAUCACACAUAAGAACAACGGAACAUUUAAUACAAAUUAAACAUCUGAAAAAUAUUGAAGAUGCGGAAGAUGCAAAUUUACACAUUAAACUGGUUCUGGUUGCUUUGUACAAAUACAAUGAUAUGUUAGCAAUUAUCUUAGUCGACAAUGGAGAUGACUAAGGAAGUUCUUAUAUGACAGCUCUGAAGAUAUUCGCAACCUGGAAGAUCAUGAAGAAACAAGAGGAAGAUUUUUAACUUAGUUAUUUUAAGUUUUUUUUCGAAUUUGGCGGUGGAGAUAAAUUAAAAAAGUUUUCAGUUAAAAUAACGACUCGAUUUUUAAUUAAAUUUUCACUUUAGAAAUCUCGUGUCUGAACUUUAAAAUGUCUCAGGGAAAUAAUCUUUUUUAAAUUAUAUUUUCAUUUUAUAAAAAGCUAAACGAUUUGCAGACUUUUUCAACUUAUUUAUGGAAAAUGAAAUAGAUUGCAGAAAAAGUAAAACGAUUCCUGAGCAUUAUUAACAUAAUAUUGUCAAAAUAUUAUUAACAGAAUACUAUAUGAUAUGCUUCAACUUCCUCUUAAAACAUCCGUCUUGAAGAAUUCCCUUACAUGGCAAGUUUGUAAGAUGCUUUUUUAUGAACGUGUAAUAAUCGAUACUUUAUUCUAAUAGAUGAAGGGAUGAAGCCCAUUUUUAUUCGCGAAGAAUUGGAACUACCAGUAAAAUCUCUGGAUAGUGAAAAAUCAGAAAAUAUGGCUCGCUUCCUGAAGACGCAUUUCAAUCUGCGCAACAAGUUGGCUAAAAGGCCGAUAGACGAUCGACUAUCAUUCUAUGUCAGAGGACAAGGUGGUCCAAGGGGGCGAGCGAGUGACGCUGUUAGAUCAGCCAAGCAACUCCACAACAACGCAAGAGUGUAUGGAAAAAGCCGGCAGUAUCGUCGACGGUUAUCGUGUCGUCUGCUUCAGUCAUUUUCAGUCAAUAGCAAAAAUGUCGCAGGACAUUCGCUUUAUUUCGCUUUCAGUCACUCAGUGUUUAGGUUAUGCGUUGCGUAACCAGAUGUAACCACGCAUUACAAAAAUGUUGAAGGAUACCAAGAAGAAGCUUUUAUCUUUCGAAGAGACAUAUAAGCUUUCAGAUGAAAGAUGCCUUAAAACAGUCUAUUUUACAUCAUUUAUUUUUUGAGCGGGAAAUUUACAAAUCUUUAAAUGAAAAA
Molecule: messenger RNA, 1294 nt
Organism: Belonocnema kinseyi
Lineage: Eukaryota; Metazoa; Arthropoda; Insecta; Hymenoptera; Cynipidae
Exons: 3
Coding region: 762-1133 (123 amino acids)
Source: RefSeq, a predicted model, not a curated record